Molecule: messenger RNA, 2526 nt
Organism: Ostreococcus tauri
Lineage: Eukaryota; Viridiplantae; Chlorophyta; Mamiellophyceae; Mamiellales; Bathycoccaceae
Product: Clathrin/coatomer adaptor,adaptin-like,N-terminal
Exons: 2
Coding region: 1-2526 (841 amino acids)
Biological process (GO): receptor-mediated endocytosis; intracellular protein transport
Cellular component (GO): membrane coat; AP-4 adaptor complex
Molecular function (GO): cargo adaptor activity
Source: RefSeq, a predicted model, not a curated record
AUGUCGCCGCAAACGCCCGUCCAAAAGAACAAAUCUAAGGAUUUCUAUGAUCUCAUCCGUCGCAUCGGGGAGUGUAAGAGCAAAACGGACGAAGAUGCGAUCAUGCAACGCGAGUCCAUGUUACUUCGAGCGCUCUUGGAGCAACCAAAGGUUGAUAAGCACAAGAUUAAGGAGAUCAUGCUCCGUUUGAUGUAUCUGGACAUGCUGGGACACGACGUGUCGUUCGGACAUAUACACGCGGUUAAGGCGUGCGUUGAGCCGGAGGUGGCGAUAAAGCGCGCCGGAUACCUGGCAACGACGUCAUUUUUGAACGAGACGCACGAUUUGAUGAUUUUGAUCGUAAACACAGUGCAGCGAGACCUGAAGAGCGACGACUAUUUAGUGGUGUGCUCGGCGUUGACGGCCAUCAUGCAGUUGGUGAACGAUGAGACGGUUCCUGCGGUGUUGCCACAGGUGACCGAGUUGUUGAUGCACCCGGUCGCGCACGUGAGGAAGAAGGCGGUCAUGGCGCUGAUGCGGUUUCAUCAAAAGAGUCCGCAGAGCGUGAGUCACAUGCACGGGAAGUUUCGGGAGAUGAUUUGCGAUAAGGAUCCAAGCGUGAUGUCCGCCGCGGUGUGCGCACUGCACGAUUUGAUCGCUUUAAAUCCAGAGCUGCACAAGAAUUUGACGUCGAGCUUCGUGAGCGUGCUAAAGCAGAUUAUUGACCGGAGACUGGCUAAAUCGUACGAUUAUCACAAGGUGCCGGCGCCGUUUGUGCAGAUCAAACUUUUAAAGACGUUGGCUAUUCUUGGUGCGCAUGAUAGAGAGACUAGCAAAGAGAUGUACAGCGUGCUCGAGGACACGCUCGCGAGAUCGGACACGAAGAAUCAGAUCGGGAACGCGCUCGUGUAUGAGACGGUGAGAACCAUCGCAAGCAUAUAUCCGAGUCCCCAGUUGUUGGCUCAGUGCGCGCUCGUCGUCUCUCGGUUCAUAAAAAGCUCAAACAACAACUUGAAGUAUAUCGGACUUAACGCCUUGGCUUGCAUCGUGAACGUGAACGCGCAGUACGCGGCGGAGCACCAAAUGGCGGUGGUGGACUGUUUGGAAGACUCAGAUGAGGCUCUACGGAAAAAGACGCUCGAUUUGCUGUACAAGAUGACAAAACCGAAUAACGUGGAGGUGAUCGUCGAGCGCAUGUUGGCAUUUCUGAAGCGCGACGGUGAUAAGUACAGCGAGCAGUACGUCCGCGAGGAGACUGCCUCACGCGUGGCCGAGUUGUCAGAGAGGUACGCCCCGGACGCCAAGUGGUACGUCGAAACGAUGACGGAGCUCUUCGUCGUCGCAGGUGAUGUGGUGAGACCUUCCAUCGCUCAAGGUCUCAUGCGUCUCAUCGCCGAGGGCACGGGCGACCCCGCCGCGGACGAACUUGCGCAAAAAUCUGCUGUCAACGCUUUCCUCAAGUUGUUCAACAAGCCCAAGCUACCGCUCGUGCUCUUGGAGACGAUGGCUUUCGUCAUGGGCGAAUUCGGCGAGCUUACGGGACAGAGCGCAAAAGUACUUAUGGAUACGCUUGUCGACGCGGCGGAAGGUCAGGCGGAGGGCGCGGAUGUUGAAACGUUAAUUUUGAGUGCUCUGGCGAAAAUUGCGAGACGAAACGGCGGAGGUCUAAGCGACAAGGCUCGGCAUUUCGUCGAAAUGAAUAUGAAAAGUAAGUGUGUUGAGAAACAACAACGCGCGACAGAGAUAGCUGUGCUCAUCGCCGAGGGAGAACCGAUCCUUUCGAGCGUCGUUCAAGCCUCUGCAGCUGAAGUUGAUGUGGACGCCUCGCUGAGUUCGUUGAAUCAGUACGUCUCAAAUGCUCUCGCGAAUGGGUCAAAGCCGUAUCAGGAUAAGGUAUCGAGAGAUGCGGCGGCAGCGGUUGAGGCCGAGGCGCGGGCCAGAGCGGUGGAAUCUCGCGUCAAGGCUAAUGCGAGUGUGGUGCGCAGCUCGACUCCUCCGACGUUUGAGCGCAAGCAAUUGCACGAGCCCGCGCCAACUUCUCCGGCUUCGUCCACGGCGCCGUCGGCGCAGAAAAAUGAUCUGGACACUUUCCUCAGUGGUGGUCUCCAGGCACACGCGAUAUCUGCGACGGAACAGCCAUCGCGGGCUCGCGAUCAACCAACCGAAGUGCACGUUGACGAGAUGAAGUUGAAGCUCGCCGACGCCUUGUUUGGAGAUUCACGUCCCUCAACUCGCAGUAAAGAGCCGGCGAAUGCGUUCACACCACCUCCGAGAGGAGCACCGACGAUGCGCGGGAGCACGACGGCGCCAUCCGCUACGUUCGAUCUCCUCUCAGAGCUCGCCGCUCCCUCAGCAAAUGCGCCGCCGCCGCCACCGGCGCAGUCAUCCGGGGACGUCUUCUCGCAGAUUGACUUGAUGUCGCUGACGCCGCCUAAGCAGGCACCACCAUCGACGACGUCGCCGACGGAUGCGAAUCGCUCGCUCUCGGGCGGCGUCGCUAAGGGUGGGGGAUCGAAAGAUCCCUUUGCGGAUCUCUUCGCAAAAUAG